Molecule: messenger RNA, 821 nt
Organism: Gossypium arboreum
Lineage: Eukaryota; Viridiplantae; Streptophyta; Magnoliopsida; Malvales; Malvaceae
Product: protein yippee-like At4g27745
Exons: 3
Coding region: 309-629 (106 amino acids)
Source: RefSeq, a predicted model, not a curated record
UUCAGCAUUUUCAUUUAAAUUAACCUUACAUGAAAAUCAAAAAAUGGCAGAUUGGUAAUUUGCACAGAGUCCCAUGUCAAUCUGAUGAAGAUGAACGAAAACCUCCAAUGUCCUCUAAUCGGAAAAAUCGAAAAAACCCAGCAAACUCCACGCACAACUUUAUUGUUGAGAGACAAACAAGUUUGGAUUGAGAACCUUCAUCAUCAACAACAACACCAAAAAGCAUGGAACUCAUGAGUCUCUGACCAGAUUUCUGAAAAGGUAUUCUGUUUGUGUGAGAGAGGCAACGAGUUGAGUGUAGUUGCUAAAUGGAGGAAAUGGUCGGGCCAAGGUUGUAUAGUUGCUGCAAUUGCAGAAACCAAAUUGCCCUUCACGAUGAUGUUAUAUCCAAGUCCUUUCAGGGGAGAAAUGGUCGAGCCUUUUUGUUCUCCCAUGCAACUAACAUAAUGGUGGGUCCUAAGGAGGAUAGACAAUUGAUGACUGGUCUCCACACAGUGGCUGAUGUCUACUGCUGUGAUUGCCGUGAAGUGUUGGGUUGGAAAUAUGAGCGGGCUUAUGAGGAAACUCAGAAGUACAAGGAAGGGAAAUUCAUUCUUGAGAAGUUGAAAAUUGUCAAAGAGAACUGGUAGGGUUAUCCAUGAAUGUUUUCUGGAUGAUUCUCCUCAUUAACCAAGUAUAUGGAUGAUGUCUCUGUCUUUUUCUUCUUCCCAAUCGAAAAUAUUUUAUGCAUUGUUCUUCCCUGUGCUUUUUUGCUAUGUUCCUUGAUCGGAUGUUAUUCGUUUUGUUAAUAAAAUAGUGAAUGAUUUGAAUCCGUUUUUUAA